Molecule: messenger RNA, 603 nt
Organism: Acanthoscelides obtectus
Lineage: Eukaryota; Metazoa; Arthropoda; Insecta; Coleoptera; Chrysomelidae
Source: the annotation of a GenBank genome assembly
AUGUGUACUUGUGGUCAACCCAAUCACCCAGGAGAGCCGUGCAAUGAACAUAAGAAAUGUAUCAACUGUGAAGGACAGCAUGCUGCUGAUUCUAGAGAAUGUCCGCGGAUGAAGGAAGAAGUUGCCAUCCAAAGAGUGAGGACGCUAGAAAAAAUUAGUUAUCUGGAGGCAAAAAGGAAAGUAAUUAGCUCAUCUCCCCGGGUGUCAUACGCUCAAGUUACCGCUACCCCAAGUGCUACAGUUAAUAAACUUGUUGAAGAACUCCUUCCUCUGCUUUCAAAAACGAUAGAAACACAGAUUAAACAAACCUUUGAUAAAUUUGUAAAUAGACCAGUACGGACAUUGACACCUUUAAAUCUACCUCCUCCUAACCAAUACCUAUCGGAUACGUCUACUCAACCAUCUCUUUCAGAAAAGAGGAAACGUACUGUUAUCCAAAAGGAUAAUGCGGAUGAUCCCGCAGACGAUACUGACGAAAGCUUCUCGUCACAAGCCAGCGGAACAUCCUCACUUGCUAAGAAAAAAAAGGGAUGGCCGAAGGGAAAACCCAGAAAGCCUCCAGAUGAUAAGACGAUUAGUUCCGAUGUAAUUGAUCUCAACUAG